ACUUUAGUUGUUUUUGAUGAAAUGCCUUACCCUAUCAUAUUCCCUUUGCCUCUUCCUUAAACCCACAUCACAACCAGCCAAGUUAAUGAUUUCCUCUAUAUUCAUUUUUCCUUCAACUCCUAGUAGCUACUCUUUCAUUUCUCACUCAUCAACACCAGCCAUAUAUAAAAUUUGAUGUGCAAUACCUUGCUCUUCCUUUUUGAUGCCAAUUUUUAGACUACAACUCUUCACUCUCUAAUCUCAUCAUUUCAGAGUAUUGGAGACAACUUGUCAAGGAAAUGAUAGAGGAAGCCAAUUCUCUAAGGUGGUCACCAAGUUGAAGUGCAGGGUAUGGCGAGAAAAUAUAACAGGAAGUACAAAAAAAGAAAAUCAUCAACACCUUAUCAAAAGGGACUGACUUUUUCCAAGGUUAUGCCAAAGGUGCUGCUAAAAAUACAACAUUUAGUACCAAUGAAGAAGGUGUUUUUUAUAAGGAAAUUACUGAGAAUAUAAAGGAAGUCGCUGAUAAUAGAAAAGAGCUUUCUGAGAAUAGAAAGGAGCUUUCUGAGAAUAGGAAGGAGCUUUCUGAGAACAAGAUAGAGUAUUCUGAGCGUAGGAAAGAAAUUUCUAUUCUUGGAAAAAAAUUAGAUGAGAUUCGUGAAAAUAUUAAUGAUCUCGUUGGAAUGAAAGAUGAUGCCAAACGUGUCGAAGAUCUUCUCCGAGCAUUGUGUAAUCAACGAGAGAAGGACAUAGAAAGAACUAAAGUGGAAGAGAAAAAAUUGGCUGCACAAAAGGACUUGGAGGAGUGCAUCAAUGAUUUAAAAUCCGGGAGAAUCGUUCUUAGCAGUCCAGAUUGUGUUGCUCCUUCUCCAUCAAUUUUAAAAGCUGUCAUACAAGAUGACAAUAAAUUCUUUUAUCAAAAGCGACCGAAAAUUUCCAAGAGAAAAAGAUCUAAUGAAGAUAAAAAAGUACAAAAGUCGUAUUUUUCGGUAGCGAGCAAGGAGGACAUGACUUCCGUCUAUCAUUCUUCAAGUGCAGAAAUUCCACCAACAAUUAUUGCUUCACCACCUUCGUUUUCAACACUUGUUGAAACAACUGUAAUCAAAGGAAAUGAUAUACAUCCCAAUCGUGAUCCUCCAGUCGACUCCCAUCCAAAUUAUGUUGAUAUUUCUCCAACAUUUUUGACACCAGAAAAGAAGAUAAAUUGUUUCUCAGGCAACUUUCCAUUUGAUAGUGAUUUUGAAGCUAUGCCUUCAAAGGAAGUAGCUGAUGCUUUCUUAGAGUGGUAUUCAAAAGGCAUGAACAUGAAACGCAAGAAUUCUCCAUCUUCUCCUCCAUUUGUUGGAAAAAAUGACAUUAUCACUUUUCAAAGUGGAAAGAAGUUCAAAUUGGGUACAACACAUGUUACAAGGAAGAGGUGGUUCUUCGAUAUAUAUGAUGCUAAAGGUCUUUUAUCAGAUGAACAUGUUGAUACAUCUCUGUAUUAUUUGCGAAAGAAAGCAUUAUACCAUAGAUGUUGCCCUUCAUUUUUGAAAUGCACUACAACAAGUUGUCUUUUUGAUUUCUACAUGGGUCAAGUUUGUAGGGAUGUUAGUUCAUUGGAUGAAAUUCAUUUAAGGAAGAUAUUUUCAGAUAUAAAAAAGUUUGACCAAGGUGAGAUUAUGAAGCAUCCGUGCCAUUCAAUAAAAAUCUUGAUUAAUAUGAUUAAAGGAGAUUGUAUAGAGUUUUCGAAGCCAUGGGUGGAUCUUAAUCAUGUUUUUAUGCCAUUGUGUCUUCAAGGAGGUAUUUCUUUAGCUCAUUGGUUUCUAGGUGUUUUAGGAAUAGAUGAAAGAAUUAUCUAUAUCUAUGACUCAUUUUAUAAGGCCAAUGAUGAAGCUAUAAAAAAUUAUGUGAGAAACUACUGCAAAGUUCUUCCAUUCAUUCUUGAGCAUUUGGGAUUUCAUCAAAAACGUAAACAAUACGCUGUUGGUCAUGAAGAAUUCAAGUUAGUUUGGAUUGAUGCUCCUCACCAAGGAAACCAAACUGAUUGUGGCGUUUACCUCAUCAAAUUUGUUGAAUUAUUGAUGAUGGGGGAGUCUCACUUCCGUAUUAGCCAAAACAAUGUUGAAGACAUGAGAAGAAAAAUGGCCAUAGAAUUUUGGGACCAUGCAUGCAUCAAAUUGAUUGAUGAUUGUAAAACUCCAUCAGUUCAAAUAUGCAAAUAUGAUCAGUGAGAGUGUUUCCAGAUGGUUCAUUUUCGUGUUGGUUUAGUGAAAAUUAUCUAACAAAACAGAUUUCAAUUUCUAGUUUCAAACCGAUUAGUUGUUUGAGUUGUUGGACAGAUGUAAGUUUUCUAUUUCUAGUUUUAAACAAGCAUGGUUAGUUUUGUCUGUUA
This is a messenger RNA of Cannabis sativa, 2353 nucleotides long. RefSeq lists its product as uncharacterized. Gene Ontology annotation, molecular function: deSUMOylase activity. The coding region runs from base 663 to 2192 and encodes 509 amino acids. The record is from RefSeq and is a predicted model, not a curated record. Gene Ontology annotation, biological process: protein desumoylation. Lineage: Eukaryota; Viridiplantae; Streptophyta; Magnoliopsida; Rosales; Cannabaceae. Gene Ontology annotation, cellular component: nucleus. The transcript is spliced from 10 exons.